UAAUAAAAUUAUUACGUUCUUGGUGGCAUUUUUUUGUUUUCAUUGUUAAUGAUAACACUCUAUUCACAUUUCAUAGUUUGAAAUUCAAACAUCAAAGGUAAAACUGAAGAUAAAGGUAAAACUGAAGAUGGGAGAAUCUGCAGAAAGGUAUGCAGUUGUGACAGGAGCAAACAAAGGAAUUGGAUUUGAGAUAGUAAGACAGUUAGCUUCAUCUGGAAUCAAAGUUGUGCUUACAGCAAGAGAUGAGAAAAGGGGUCUUCAAGCAUUGGAAACACUUAAAGCUUCUGGUUUAUCUGAUUUUGUUUUGUUUCAUCAACUAGAUGUUGCUAAUGCUGCAAGUGUAGCUACUCUUGCUGAUUUUGUCAAAUCCAAAUUUGGGAAACUUGAUAUUCUGGUUAACAAUGCAGGGAUAACUGGAACUAUAAUUAAUGACAAAGAACUAUUUACUUUGGCUAUCUACAACCGUGGGGCAUUAUCAGAAGAUGAUAGGAGAAAGGGAUUGACUCAAACAUAUAAGUUGGCUGAAGAAUGCUUGCAAAUAAAUUAUUAUGGUGCUAAAUUAACUACUCAAUCACUUCUUCCCCUCCUUAAGUUAUCUGACUCACCAAGAAUUGUGAAUGUAUCAUCCACUUUGGGGCAGUUUGAGAGUAUACCAAAUGGAUGGGCAAAAAGUGUCUUAAGUGAUUUUGAUAACCUCACAGAAGAGAAAGUGGAUCAAGUAUUGAAGAAAUUUCUAAAAGAUUUCAAUGAAAGUUCUAUAGAAGGCAAUGGUUGGCCUAUGACUUUGGGUGCCUAUAUCAUGUCUAAAGCUGCUAUGAAUGCAUAUACAAGAAUAUUUGCUAAGAAUUUUCCUACUUUAUGCAUCAAUUGUGUUUGUCCCGGCUACAUCGCCACAGAUAUAACUGCUAAUACCGGUAUCUUAACGGUUGAAGAAGGUGCUGCUAGUGUUGUGAAGUUAGCACUACUCUCCAAUGUUAAUUUGUCUGGCCUAUUCUUUUAUCGAAGCGAAGCGUCUUCCUUUUGAUUAGUAAUGAAUUUUUAUGGAUUAAGAAUAAACCGUGAUGCUUUUGCACGUCAAUUAUGACUAUAUAUUUACUGAGGAAGAUUUAACAGACGCUAAAAUUGUUAUUAUUGUUGUUGUGACGUUAACUAUUCUUCAUGUUAAUAGAUAGGUAUUGCAACUGCUUUGCAGCUGAAGACGUAAUUACAAUUGGUCAAACUGUGUUAUUUGUUUGCAUUUUUUAUGUAUGUUUUCUUUUGAACCUGAGCAGACACAUGAAUUUGUACAUAGGAAACAGAUGAUACAUUAGAGAGGUGCUUCUUGAAACAUAUUCAAAGCUAGUUGAUCUAUUUUAGACUGUA
Messenger RNA from Cicer arietinum (chickpea), 1362 nucleotides. RefSeq names its product (+)-neomenthol dehydrogenase-like. Gene Ontology annotation, cellular component: membrane. Gene Ontology annotation, molecular function: oxidoreductase activity, acting on the CH-OH group of donors, NAD or NADP as acceptor. NCBI's taxonomy places the organism in Eukaryota, Viridiplantae, Streptophyta, Magnoliopsida, Fabales, Fabaceae. The record is from RefSeq and is a predicted model, not a curated record.